Messenger RNA from Juglans microcarpa x Juglans regia, 788 nucleotides. RefSeq names its product auxin-responsive protein SAUR76-like. Lineage: Eukaryota; Viridiplantae; Streptophyta; Magnoliopsida; Fagales; Juglandaceae. Gene Ontology annotation, biological process: response to auxin. The record is from RefSeq and is a predicted model, not a curated record. Bases 201 to 575 code for a protein of 124 amino acids. The transcript has a single exon.
AGAAAUGCAGUCAAGUUUACGGCGAUUUCAGUCCUCUCCCGUCCUAUAUAUAUAUACGAACCUUCCCUGCCCUUUCUCAGCCCCCUUGCCAAGAUCCCAACUCUCCCAGCUUCCUUUCCAAAGCCUGAUCUUUCUGUCUCAUUCUUAAUUUCCUUGAAACCACGAUCAAAUCCAAGCAAUAUAUAUAGCGUAAAAGAUCGAUGGCCAAAGGUGGCAAGCUAACCAAGCUCAAGUCAGUUCUCAAGAAAUGGAAUUCUUUCAGCAAGCAAGCUGCUAGCCGUCCCAACCUCAGCUCCAUCUCCUCUGUUGGGGACGAUGAUUCCUCCAGUGCCAUCUCCAGGGACCUCCACCCAGUCUACGUCGGAAAGUCACGCCGGCGCUACCUCGUUGGCUCCGACGUGGUUGACCACCCGCUCUUCAGGGAGCUCGUGGAAAGGUCGGCCGCCGGCGACUCUGAAGACACUGUCAACGUGGCUUGCGAGGUGGUCUUGUUUGAGCACUUGCUCUGGAUGCUCGAGAAUGCCGAUCCACAGCCCGAGUCACUGGACGAACUCGUCGAGUUCUAUGCUUGCUGAUCGUCGGGAGGGCAUAUCUGUAAUUUAAAUGCAUGGUAACUCCUCGUGGUGACUAAAAAAAUAACUGAAGGGAUGGUGGCCGUACGUAUAUAUAUUGUAUAUACGUAAGGGAGGGUGAUUCUUUCAGGUCAUCCCCACGGUAUAAAUCAUAGAUGUACAUUAAAGUUUAUUAAUAUUUGAGUUUUAAUAAUCGACUAGCAGUAAGAUCCGAAG